UUCCCACUCGGGGCGACGCAUGAGUACGGCCACCGUUUCUACUUUCGCCGGCGCCGUUCCGCCUUCCGCGCGCGCGCGACGCCGUGACCUGUGAGCCUGUCGCGCUUCUGCCCUGUGCCCAUCCCGGCGUCUCUGCCUCCGGCCCUCCGCUUGCCGAGACGCGCUGCACCGGCGCCGUCCGCUGCUGCUGCCGCAACCUGCAGGAAGCCAAUAGGUUAUUGAGCUUUUCCCUUCACUUCAGAACGGGUCACAACAUGGGCGAAGGUUCUGAGUUUGAUGAGUGGGAAGCCAAAACUUAUGCAGGCCUGAUUUCAGGAGAUUUGAAAGUUAAAAAUGGUGAGGUACAAGUGCCCUUUCUGUAGCUCUGGCAGAAAGGGAUAUUUCCGUAUAAAUCGCUUGCUUCGGCGCGCCUCGAUAGUAGCAGGUGCUUCAACCAACUCCGGAGUGAAAGCAACCCACAGUGCUCUCAUCAAGCAUUUGAACAAUAGCCAUGGUAAAUCAUCUGAGCCACAGUCCCAGCAGGUAGCCAUGGAGCCAAGACUCCCUGAGUAUAGAGGUAAGCAGUAUGUCUGGCCAUGGAUGGGUGUUCUAGUUAACGUGCCUACCAAAUGGGAAGAUGGCCAUCGGGUCAGAGCAAGUGCAGCUAGGUUGAAGGAGCAACUAUCACAUUUUCGCCCGCUAAAGGUCACUGCUUUAUGGAAUGCUAGAGGUCAUACAGGGACUGCUAUUACUGAAUUCGGAAACGACUGGAGUGGAUUUGAAAAUGCACGGGCCUUUGGAAGUUACUUCAUGGCAGAAGGGCAUGGUAAAACAGAUUGGAAGAAAAAAAAAGAAUGGCUACUCAGGGCUUUUCAGCUGGGUUGCAAUGGAUGUAUUAGUGAGAAGCAGCAGCAAGCUCGCAUACAUUCACUGGCUAUUAUUGAGAAGAACCAAAAGCUGCGUUUGGAACUGGACUCCAAGAUAAAUGAACUUGACGUGAACACUGAACAGGAGAAACAGAUGAAUGCUAUGAAAUCAAACCAUCUUAAGAUGGCAAUGCUAGAACAAGAGAGAGCCGAGGAGAAUGUGCUGAAGUGUCUGGAAGAACAAGUGUUUUAUCAAAAGAAGACCCUUGAAUUUCAAAUACAACAGACGAAGGGAGAACUAGGUGUGAUGAAGCACAUGCCAAACGUUGAAGGUUCAGAAUCGAAGAAUAAAAUGGAUGAGUUGAAUAAGAAGCUGAAAGAAAUGGAGGAUGAACUGGAUGUGCUGAGUAAGGAGUUGAAAGAAAAAGAGGAUGAACUGGGCAAAAUGCAGUCACACACCAACACUCUUGACUUUCAAGGACAGGGAAAGCAAUGCUAUGUUACAAGAAGCUCGAAACAAGCUGAAAAAAGGCAUUCUUUAACUUUCUACUAGUGGCCGAGCACAUAUAGGAAUCAAGGUAGUAGGGCAGCUUGAUCUGAAAUCUUUCUUAAAUGCUUGUCGACAGAGGCCGUCAAAAGGUGAUGCAGCACUUUGUGCUGCCGAACUUUGUUCAGAGUGGCAAAAUCAAAUUACAAAUUCAAAUUGGCAUCCAAUUAAGGUUGUCGAGGUUGAUGGGAAGAAGCUGGUUCUGUACCACAUCUCUGUACUUGCAAUAAUGCACGGCAAUGGUUGAUGGGAAGAAGCUGGAGAGGAUAAUCGUGGACGAUGCGAAGCUCCGGAAGCUGAAAGAUGAGUACGGCCAAGAAGUCUAUGCAGCAGUGACGAAGGCGCUGCUCGAGAUAGACGAGCACAAUGGCAGCGGCAGGUACUGCAAACCGGUGGUGUGGAACUUCAAGGCAGACCGGAGAGCGACGCUGACGGAAGGCGUCCGGUUCAUCAUAAAGCAGUGGCAAUCGCACAAGAGGAAGCGCUGAGCUGUUGGACCUGGAGACUGGAGUAGCCUUCGACCAUCGUGUGCUGCUGUCUGCUCUCCACCUGACGUUCUCGAUGUUUUGGUGCACGAGGCUUGAGCACUCGGUAGUAGAGUAGUAGAUGAUGGUGAGCCACCAUGGGUCGCUUUGUGCCGGGGUCUGUAAACGUAAAAAAGCCGUAAACGCUUAAAGGAAUCUUACUAAUUUGAAGUACUAAA
Molecule: messenger RNA, 2095 nt
Organism: Panicum hallii
Lineage: Eukaryota; Viridiplantae; Streptophyta; Magnoliopsida; Poales; Poaceae
Product: protein INVOLVED IN DE NOVO 2-like
Exons: 8
Coding region: 334-1398 (354 amino acids)
Biological process (GO): gene silencing by siRNA-directed DNA methylation
Source: RefSeq, a predicted model, not a curated record